GCGAGCCGGGGCCGCGUGCAGAGAGCGCAUCCCCGACUUGAGUCCCCGGGGACGCUGCUGCCAGCAUCCCCAGGCGGGGCCGGGCCGGGGGCAUGGUCCGCUGGGCCCAGCCUGGCGCCUCCGAGUUGGCGAUGUCCUCCAGUCGGGCCCCUCUGCGCUGUUGUGCCCCUCUCGGCACUUCAGAACCUCCGGGAAAGGGCCCCUGAGUGGUUUGAGUCGCAGCGCUGGGUCUAGUGGGGCAGGAAGUCCCCUCCUGCGUCCCUUCCCUGUGCUUCCUUUUUCAAGUAUUUCUUGCGGUUUCCUGACGUGAAUGGAGUUGCAGGCCCAAAAGUUGCGGCUGGCAUACACGAGGAGCUCCCAUUACGGCGGGUCUCUGCCCAACGUUAACCAGAUCGGCUGCGGCCUGGCUGAGUUUCCGGGCCCCCUCCACUCACCCCUGGACUCGGCUCGGAGCACUCGGCACCACGGGCUGGUGGAGCGGGUGCAGCGAGACCCCCGGCGGAUGGUGUCCCCACUGCGCCGCUACCCGCGCCACGUGGACAGCGCUCCCUACAGCCCCGCCUACUUGUCUCCUCCCCCGGAGUCCAGCUGGCGGAGGACGAUGCCCUGGGGCAAUUUCCCUGCCGAGAAGGGACAGCUGUUUCGACUCCCAUCUGCACUGAACAGGACGAGCUCUGACUCUGCGCUUCACACCAGCGUGAUGAACCCCAGCCCUCAGGACACUUAUCCGGGCCCCGCCCCUGCCAGCAUCCUGCCCAGUCGCCGAGGGGGUUUUCUGGAUGGUGAAGUGGACGGCGCCAAAGUCCCUGGUGCUGAGGAGAACUUGAUAGAUGACAGGCACUUGCUGAAGCCCUGGGACGCGAAGAAGCUGGCCUCCUCCUCCUCCCGGCCUCGGUCCUGCGAAGUCCCUGGAAUUAACAUUUUCCCGUCUCCUGACCAGCCCGCCAGCGUGCCUGUCCUCCCGCCCGCCAUGAACACGGGAGGCUCGCUGCCUGACCUCACCAACCUGCACUUCCCCCCGCCGCUGCCCACCCCCCUGGACCCUGAGGAGACCGCCUGCCCCAACCUGAGUGGGGGCAGCAGUACUUCCAACUUGACCCACACCAUGACCCACCUGGGCAUCAGCGGGGGCCUGGGCCUGGGCCCGGCCUAUGACGGGCCAGGACUUCCCUCCCCUCUCAGCCACCCACCCCUGCAGGCCUCCCUGAGCAAUCCCAACCUGCAGGCCUCCCUGGGCAGUCCUCAGCCCCAGCUCCAGGGCUCCCACAGCCACCCCUCACUGCCUGCUUCCUCCCUGGCCCGACAUGCACUGCCCACCGCCUCCUUGGGCCACCCCUCACUCAGCGCCCCGGCCCUCUCCUCUGCGUCCUCCUCCUCUGCCUCAUCUCCCGCCCUGGGUGCCCCCCUUUACCCGGCUUCUACUCCCGGGACCUCCCCCCGCCACCGCCGUGUGCCCCUCAGCCCCCUGAGUUUGCCCGCGGGCCCAGCUGACGCCAGGAGGUCCCAACAGCAGCUGCCCAAACAGUUUUCGCCAACAAUGUCACCCACCUUGUCCUCCAUCACUCAGGGUGUCCCCCUGGAUACCAGCAAACUGCCCGCUGAUCAGCGGCUGCCUCCAUACCCGUACAGCCCCCCAAGUCUGGUUCUGGCCACGCCGCCUCCCCAGCAGCCGGGGCUGUCCUCUCAGGCCUGCUCCAUGCAGGCGCCGUGCGGGCUCUGA
Messenger RNA from Suricata suricatta (meerkat), 1720 nucleotides. It is a transcript of the gene CRTC2, whose product is annotated as CREB regulated transcription coactivator 2. Gene Ontology annotation, biological process: positive regulation of transcription by RNA polymerase II. The transcript is spliced from 13 exons. Bases 311 to 1720 code for a protein of 469 amino acids. The record is from RefSeq and is a predicted model, not a curated record. NCBI's taxonomy places the organism in Eukaryota, Metazoa, Chordata, Mammalia, Carnivora, Herpestidae. Gene Ontology annotation, molecular function: cAMP response element binding protein binding. Gene Ontology annotation, cellular component: cytoplasm; nucleus.